Molecule: messenger RNA, 789 nt
Organism: Lactuca saligna
Lineage: Eukaryota; Viridiplantae; Streptophyta; Magnoliopsida; Asterales; Asteraceae
Source: the annotation of a GenBank genome assembly
CAAAUUUCUAAAACCAAUUUCCAGCCCGGCCCAGUUUCCAUCAGUCCAUAUAAAUAUCUCGAGAAACACACAGACACGCGCGGUGCUCGAAGAAUGGGGGCGGCGGAGGCGAACGGAGCAGAGCAGAACUCGUCUGCUACGGAGACGGAACACGUGGAGGCCUUGCUUGAGGCUGCUAGAUAUAAUGAUAUUGACGAUGUUAUAAGCUUAGCUGCUGUUGGGGUUUCUCUUGAUUCCAAGGAUGCAGAAGGGAGGACAGCACUUCAUAUGGCUUCAGCAAAUGGAAAUGUUGAUAUAGUCAACUAUCUUAUCAACAAUAAAGUGGAAGUCAAUGCUUUUAAUGUCGAAAAUAACACACCUCUUCAUUGGGCAUGCCUGAAUGGCCACAUCGAGGUUGUUAACAUAUUGAUUCUAGCUGGAGCAGAUGUAUCAAGCUUAAACAGACAUGAAAGGACUCCUGUGGAUGAAGCUGCAAUUGGUGGAAAAAUGGAUGUCAUUGAUGCCAUCAACACAGCAGUUGCACAAAUGGAACUCACAAGAGCAAGUGUUUGAAAACGAAUGAUAGUGUUUAAUUUUUGUAGUUUUUUAAUUGCAUAGUCUCCUUAUUGUAUACAAUAAAUUGAAUUAAGUUGCAUUAUUUUUAAGUGCUAGUGUUAUAUAUGAAAAACUCAUGUGGGGUUUGGACUUUUCACCAUGUUUUGUGAGAUGGUGUUAUCAAGGGAAAAUCUCAUAGAAACCCAAAACACAACAUAUUGUUUCUUAAUGUUAAAGAAAAAAGUAAAUUACACG